AUGGAACACAAUGGAUGUAAAGCAAAGAUCAAUGCGAUAUUGGGUUCUGAAGGUGAAUUUUGCUUGACCCAUGUUGUCCUUGAGCACACUCAUCCUCUCAGUCCUGGAAAAGCAAGAUAUAUUAGAUGUCAUAAGAGAUUGGAUGAGCCAAUGAAGAGAAGAUUAGAAUACAAUGAUAUGGCCGGCAUUCAAUUGAGCAAGAACUACAAUUCUUGCAUCGUUGAGGCAGGAGGGUAUGAGAAUUUGACGUUUGGAGAAAGAGAUGCACAUAAUUACAUACGUGAGGUUAGAUUACUUCAGCUUGGGUUAGGAGGAGCCGAAGCAUUACAAAACUACUUUGCUCGUAUGCAAGCACAAAAUGAUGGUUUCUAUUAUGUCAUGGACGUUGACAAUGAAACCAAACUACGCAAUGUAUUUUGGGCGGAUGCAUGUAGUAGAGCUACAUACGAGUCAUUUGGUGAUGUUAUAACUUUCGAUACGACAUACUUGACCAAUGCAUACAAAAUGCCAUUCGCUCCUUUUGUGGGAGUUAAUCAUCAUGGUCAAUCAAUUCUUUUUGGAUGUGGUUUGAUUUCUGGGGAGGACACAGAUACGUUUGUAUGGUUAUUUGAGUCGUGGCUUAAGUGCAUGAAUGGUUGUGCUCCAGAAGCCAUUAUAACAGACCAAGAUAAAGUUAUGCAAAAUGCAAUUGGUAAGGUGUUCCCUAAAUCUCGACACCGGUUUUGUUUGUGGCAUAUAAUGAAAAAAGUUUCCGAGAAAUUUGGGUCACACAGUCAAUAUGAUGGCAUCAGAAGUCAGCUACACAGGUGUGUUUAUGACACAUUGACUCCUGAUGAAUUUGAGUGCUGUUGGCUACAAUUUCUUGAUAAUUUUGAUCUACAUGAUAAUCCUUAG
Messenger RNA from Carya illinoinensis, 894 nucleotides. RefSeq names its product protein FAR1-RELATED SEQUENCE 5-like. The transcript is spliced from 2 exons. Lineage: Eukaryota; Viridiplantae; Streptophyta; Magnoliopsida; Fagales; Juglandaceae. Bases 1 to 894 code for a protein of 297 amino acids. The record is from RefSeq and is a predicted model, not a curated record.